CCGGGGCCGGGCGGCUCCGCGGGCUGGGCGCGGGGACGCCGCGGGACGCCGGAGACUCGGACUUCCAGCCGGCGGCCGGGCCGGAGCGUGUCAGCGGCGGCAAGAGACGGACGAUUUUCCUCCUGGAUGCCUCUUCAAGCAUCUUGUGAUGGAAGGGAAAUAUUUUUGAAUUUAUAAUGGAUUUUACACAAUAUCGUAACACAAACUGGCCUAAUAGCAGCAUUUUGGUUUGAAGAGAAUAAGCGUAAUUACAAAUAAUCAUGACAACUUCUCAUAUGAAUGGACAUAUCACAGAAGAUUCUGACAAUGAAGCAAAAAAUGUGGAUCUUGUGUCUCUUGAGGAACCUCAGAAGCACAGAGAAAUGGCUGUUGACUGCCCUGGGGACCUGGGCUCCAGGAUGAUGCCCAUGCGGCGCAGUGCUCAACUAGAGCGAAUCCGUCAGCAACAGGAGGACAUAAGGCGCAGACGAGAAGAAGAGGGAAGGAAACAAGAACUGGACCUUACUGCUUCCAUGAGGCUAAAGAAACUAGCACAAAUUCCUCCUAAAACUGGAAUAGAUAACCCAAUAUUUGACACAGAAGAAGGGAUUGUUUUGGAGAGUCCUCAUUACACUGUGAAAACACUAGAAGUGGAAGAACUGUUAAAUUCUCUUAAGCAUAUCCAGCACGUUUUGGUAGACCCUCAGAGUCAAGAGGAUAUCUCGCUCAUUUUACAGCUUGUUCAAAAUAGCGAUUUUCAGAAUGCUUUUAAGAUCCACAACGCUGUUACAGUGCACAUGAACAAAGCCAGCCCUCCAUAUCCUCUCAGCUCCAAUGCACAAGAACUAGCACAAGAGGUGCAGAGUGUUUUGAAACCCAGCCACCAUAAGGAUGGACAGGAGCUUAAUGCUUUGCUGAAUGCCCCUCACAUGCAGGCACUUCUACUGGCUCAUGAUAAGGUUGCAGAACAAGAAAUGCAACCAGAGCCUAUGACAGAUGAGAAGAUUUAUGAGAAUGUUAGCGUGUAUGGAGGGGAGACGGUUAAAAUAGUUCGCAUUGAGAAAGCUCGGGAUAUUCCGUUGGGUGCUACUGUUCGCAAUGAAAUGGAUUCUGUUAUCAUCAGUCGAAUAGUCAAAGGAGGUGCUGCAGAGAAGAGUGGGCUGUUACAUGAAGGGGAUGAAGUUCUGGAGAUCAAUGGCAUUGAGAUCCGUGGAAAAGAUGUUAAUGAAGUUUUUGACUUGCUGGCUGACAUGCAUGGUACUCUGACCUUCGUAUUGAUUCCCAGUCAGCAGAGCAAGCCACCUCCUGCGAAGGAGACUGUUAUACAUGUGAAAGCACAUUUUGACUACGAUCCUUCUGAUGACCCUUACGUCCCCUGCCGAGAAUUAGGCCUGUCUUUUCAAAAAGGAGACAUACUCCAUGUGAUCAGUCAAGAAGAUCCAAACUGGUGGCAGGCUUACAGAGAUGGAGAUGAAGAUAAUCAGCCAUUGGCAGGCCUUAUCCCUGGGAAAAGCUUUCAGCAACAAAGAGAAGCAAUGAAGCAAACCAUAGAAGAAGACAAGGAGCCUGAAAAAUCAGGAAAACUCUGGUGUGCGAAGAAAAACAAAAAGAAGCGGAAAAAGGUUUUAUACAAUGCAAAUAAAAAUGAUGAUUAUGACAAUGAGGAAAUUUUGACCUACGAGGAAAUGUCACUGUACCAUCAGCCAGCAAAUAGGAAACGUCCCAUUGUUCUGAUUGGCCCCCAGAACUGCGGCCAGAAUGAGCUGCGGCAGAGGCUGAUGAAUAACGAAGUGGAUCGCUUUGCCUCCGCCGUGCCCCAUACUACUCGGAGUAGGCGAGAGACUGAAGCAGCUGGCAGGGAUUAUCAUUUCAUCUCCAGACAGGCAUUUGAGAGUGACAUAGCUGCAGGGAAGUUCAUUGAAUAUGGAGAGUUUGAGAAGAACCUCUACGGUACAAGCAUAGACUCCGUGCGACAAGUCAUCAACUCGGGCAAGAUAUGCCUUUUAAAUCUUCAUACCCAGUCACUGAAAACACUACGUAACUCUGACUUGAAGCCAUAUAUUAUAUUUGUUGCACCACCAUCACAAGAGCGACUACGUGCUUUAUUGGCCAAAGAAGGGAAAAAUCCUAAGCCAGAAGAGCUGAGAGAAAUCAUAGAGAAGACAAGGGAGAUGGAACAGAACAAUGGCCACUACUUUGAUACAGCAAUUGUGAAUUCUGAUCUUGAUAAGGCAUAUCAAGAGUUACUCCGGUUAAUAAAUAAGCUUGACACAGAACCCCAAUGGGUGCCCUCCACCUGGCUUCGAUGAGAGCAGUUCCAAGGGACAAAUGGACUUCAAUCUAGUUACCUUUCCAAGCAGAUCAUGUGUAGGUCUGCCCAAUUCUAGUAUAAAUGCAUGUGAGCUUUAGUGGCAGCAUCCUAUGCCAGUGAAAUUGCGUAUUACUGAAAAAUACGCUGUGAGUCAGCUUGUGAGCCAGUUUAACUGAUCGAAAGAUUGUACAAGUUUUCUUUCUCUGUGGUCUAGAAAUGGAGACCAAGUCAGUACUAAAUUCUAAAGCUUUAGAUAGAUUUUUUUUUCCUAGCAACUACUUUUAUACAUAAAUCCACUUUUUUUAACUUAGAAUCACCCUUCUGACAAAGAUUUUAAGUGUGUUUGUGUGUAUAUAUAUAGUCCAUGCUGUCACAUAGUUAUAAAUAUGAAUGUUAUUUAACACUUAACUUAAUGACUUUGUGGGACGUGAUGCUAGUUCAGGAGCAUAACUCUACAGAUCACUGGGCAGAGAAAUAAUCUACACAUGAAAAAUACCAAUGACAAACCUCUCCUGUUCAAAAAAAUACCCAGAAUGAAGAUGCUGCUCUGGUCUGGAGCUGCCCUGUGAGGCUUGAGUUAAUAUUUUAUUUCUCAAACAUUCCACUUUCUAAUAGCACUGUAAUUGAAACAUGUGUAUAAUGUAAAUAUUUCGAUCCUUGUGUCUUUUUAGUCAGACUUUUAAAAUCAGAUUUGACUGCACAGUAAUUUUAGGUCCAAUCAAAGAUGACUAUUAUAUUGAACUUCUAGAUGUGAUAUUUUUAUGCUGUUUUCUUUAAAACAUACUGAUUGAUUGGAGACGCUGUUUUUCACAGACCUGUAGACACAGAAAGGCAGAGGUUAUAUUUUUGUGAAAAUAUUUAGUUAUAAGACAUGCUGCUUGAAAGUCAACUAAAAUUCUCAUGUUUUAUAACAGAAUACUGACUUAUACAGACUGAUGUGCUGAACAUGGGAAGACAGUGGGGUUUUUUAAUCUCUGCAAAUGGUUCAUGUUGUGGCUGUUGGACUAACGGACAACUAACUGGAAUUAAAAUAGCUGAAUGUAGCUACUGUGUUAUGAGUAUUAUAAUUCACUAGCCAACAUAUUGUCCUGCAUUUGCUCAGUACUGCAGUGAAAAUAUGUGUAAAACACUGGUAACUGACUGAGAAGUCACAAGAAAGGGGAAUAUUUUUAGUGGUUAAAACAAAAAACUUGAAACAAGGGAACAAAAGGUAAGGUCUGUACCCUAAUGUGUUCUACAAAGCAGGUGGGAACAUCUCUGCAUGCUCAAAUUAUUCUGGCUGUGAAAGUAUAACUACUGUGGCUGUGCAUCUGCAGUAGGGCUGUUUUUGCUGACACUAAAUGAAUAGUAGUAUCGUGGCUGGUUUGGG
Molecule: messenger RNA, 3659 nt
Organism: Parus major (Great Tit)
Lineage: Eukaryota; Metazoa; Chordata; Aves; Passeriformes; Paridae
Gene: PALS1
Product: membrane palmitoylated protein 5
Exons: 14
Coding region: 261-2288 (675 amino acids)
Biological process (GO): morphogenesis of an epithelial sheet; establishment or maintenance of epithelial cell apical/basal polarity; generation of neurons
Cellular component (GO): plasma membrane; adherens junction
Molecular function (GO): protein binding
Source: RefSeq, a predicted model, not a curated record